This is a messenger RNA of Hydractinia symbiolongicarpus, 2571 nucleotides long. Its product is annotated as discoidin domain-containing receptor tyrosine kinase B-like. The record is from RefSeq and is a predicted model, not a curated record. Lineage: Eukaryota; Metazoa; Cnidaria; Hydrozoa; Anthoathecata; Hydractiniidae. The coding region runs from base 273 to 2378 and encodes 701 amino acids. Gene Ontology annotation, biological process: protein phosphorylation; multicellular organism development; positive regulation of kinase activity. Gene Ontology annotation, molecular function: collagen binding; protein tyrosine kinase collagen receptor activity; ATP binding. The transcript has 6 exons. Gene Ontology annotation, cellular component: signaling receptor complex.
UAGGUAAUCAGCACAUCGUUGUGGUGUCGUUAUGUCAAGGUAUCCAUUUCAGUUGAAUGAGGUCAUCAUUCACACUUCACCAAAAAUAACAAAAGAACGUGGAUGCAUAGUGUAAAAAUAAUUUCCUGAAGAUAAACUCUGAUUUUGUUUGAUUUACAAAACAUUAAGUGAAAGAAGAAGUAAAAGUCGUAUUGAUUUUAGUUGGAAGAUUUAUUUGUGGUUUUAAAAGCAUAUCAUGUUGGACAUUUAAAACGUGGUGUUGAUCAAAGAAAAUGUUUAUUUUAAUGUUGGUAUGUUCCAUGUUGGGAUUAAGCGAAGCUGGUUUUUACUUCUACAAAAUCCAUCAAGGAGAUCGAUAUAUGAACUAUUCAUGGACCGACACUGAGUACACCAAUCCACCAAAAUCUAACUCAGACAUUUUAAAUCGUGGUACUGGUUGUUUAUUUUCUGGAAAAAAUCGUCAACAUUCAAAUCCGUUUACCUCGAAAUGUUGGAUUGGAUGGACAAAAAAGCGACACUCAAACCCAUUUAUUUUAAUAGCUUUAGAUCGAGUCAGCCGGAUCGAAUCGAUUACGUUAUUAACAUAUGUCAAUCAAAGUAUGGGUGCUGGGCCAAUUAAAAACAUAACUGUGAAAGCAAGCAAAAGGUUAAGGCGCUUGCAGUUGGUUGGUCAUGUUUGUACACCAAGGUCCGCAUAUUUAAAGGAACCAAAACAUUACGAGUUUCAUAUUGGAUUAAAAAAUUUGACUGUUAGAUUUAUAAAACUUGACUUACAAUAUUCUCUGAAUUGGAUCUUGAUACGAUAUUUAGUUGUAAAGAAAACAGGAGACAGCGCAAACACGAUAAGAGCAAAGAAAGAACUCGAACUUACAAAUUCAUCAUCACGGUGUAAUUUAUCCAUACAUGCAGAGAUGUAUCUGAAUGACAACGACAGAAUGGCUUUUGUUAUUGUGGCAGCUGUUGUUGGCAUGGUAAUCUGUUGCGUUUUGUCGUUAUUGACAUAUUAUUGUCGUAAACGUCUGAGGCGUUUAUUGACGAAUCAACCUAAAAAAUCAACAUUUUUCUUCGACAAUGAGUUCGUUAAUAUAGUAACGCCGGAAAAUUUUCCCGACAAAAAUGAAAAUAACGACGCAUAUUCGUGUGAGCGUUCAAGAAGAAACAACAACGAACCGUCAAAGUUAGCUGUCAAAGAUGAAUUAAAGGUACCACUUUCUCCAACACUAACGAACAUACCUGAACAGGAAUAUAGCAGUUUCACUGAAAAGGACGUAUAUGUAAAUGAUUUUAAAACGAGAACAAUUAGCAGAUCUUCUACCAAGUCGAAACGCUUCAGAUAUUCACGAAAAUCUCGACGGCUCACAAAGAAACGUCGUGAGUCGUAUAAUAGCGUUAUGUCGUCUAGUUUAUAUUCAGAGUACGCCGUGCCGUGUCGGAUUAGAAGAAAGAAAUAUAAAGUGAUCAGUAGAGAUAAAUUGAUAUUCAGGGAACAGAUCGGUGUCGGACAAUUCGGAGAGGUCCAUAUUGCCGAAGCAAUCGGAUUGGAUGAUAUUUAUAAUAACAACAGUAUUAGGCGCAUGCGUGCAGGCGAUACCACAUACGUUGCCGUGAAGACAUUAAAAGCUCUGGAUAAAAAUAUUGAGACAGAGUUUAUGAAAGAAGUGAAUGUAAUAUCCCAACUAACACACGAAAAUGUUGUGCGGUUGCUAGGGGUGUGCACAGAGGCUCCGCUCUUGAUGGUAGUCGAGUAUAUGCAAAAUGGCGAUUUAAACCAGUUUCUGAAACAACACUUUCCUGUGAUCUCUUCUAGCGAAAUUUCUUCUUACGAUGCCAAUGUAUUACACCCGGACGCUUUGCUUUACAUGAUUGAACAAAUUGCUUCUGGGAUGAGGUAUUUGCACUCAAAAGGUUUUAUACAUCGAGACUUAGCCACAAGAAAUUGUCUUGUUGGACCAGCUUAUAAAGUAAAAAUAGCUGAUUUUGGAAUGAGUCGAUAUUUACACUCAAAGCAAUAUUAUAGAGUUGAAGGGCAAGUUGUUUUGCCUAUUCGUUGGAUGGCACCAGAAUCUAUACUUUAUGGUACCUUCACAAAACAAACAGACAUUUGGAGUUUUGGUGUCAUGUUAUGGGAAAUCCUCACUUUUGCAAGAGAAGCUCCUUACGCGCGGUUAGAAGAUAGUGAUGUAAUAUGCAAUGCUUAUAAAUCAGUUCAAAAACCGAAAGAUAGAUUCCCGAUGCUUCAUCAGCCGGAACACUGUCCAGAUGAUAUAUAUGACUUGAUGAUAAGUUGCUGGGAUUUAAACGCGGGGAAAAGACCCUCGUUUUCAUAUUUGUAUAAAUAUUUUCACGAGCAGUGGGAUAGCGAAGAAAUCGAAAUUUAGGUUAAUAUGCGGAAACUAUACAAGCACAAAAGAAAUGCUUUUUACAGACUAACACAGCAUGACAAACGAAGAAAAAAGUCGUGACCUGAAAAACAUUCAUUCUCAACAACCAGCUGAAAAUUACGAGUAUAAUUAUUAUAGGGAUGUAUAUAGAUGGAAUUGUUUAUUUUAGAAUAUAUAGAUUUAUUUAUAA